AUCACCUCAUUCAACAAGAGUUUUGAGUUUCUUAGAGCGGCUACGUUGACAAAGGGAGAGAUCGUGACUGACUGGUUUCGAUUUGAAGAAGAAAAAUGGGUCAUUCAAACGUCUGGAACUCUCACCCUAAGAACUACGGCCCUGGAUCUCGCACAUGCCGUGUGUGUGGAAACCCACAUGGGUUGAUCAGGAAGUAUGCACUUAUGUGCUGCAGGCAGUGUUUCCGCAGUAAUGCCAAGGAAAUUGGUUUCAUUAAGUACAAGUAAGUGAUUGAAGAUUCUUGGGAGAAUUUUAUGACAUUUCUGUUUCAUUAAUGAAUGAUUUUAUGGUCAUGACUUUCUUAUAACCUUUGUUAGUACUCUAUUAUGAGGCAAGAAUUUUUUUGAAUGAAUCCUUAAUUUAGUUUUCUUUGAAUUUGGUUCUCUCUAUUUGUCUUGCCCUUUUGAUUACAGUUGAUAAUGUCGAAAUGAGUUCAUUAAUGAAGAUUGGUUUGGUUUUUUUUGGAA
Messenger RNA from Impatiens glandulifera, 506 nucleotides. Its product is annotated as 40S ribosomal protein S29-like. Lineage: Eukaryota; Viridiplantae; Streptophyta; Magnoliopsida; Ericales; Balsaminaceae. Gene Ontology annotation, cellular component: cytosolic small ribosomal subunit; ribosome. The transcript has 3 exons. Gene Ontology annotation, molecular function: structural constituent of ribosome; zinc ion binding. The record is from RefSeq and is a predicted model, not a curated record. Bases 96 to 266 code for a protein of 56 amino acids. Gene Ontology annotation, biological process: translation.